Messenger RNA from Solanum pennellii, 3287 nucleotides. Its product is annotated as synaptonemal complex protein 1-like. Gene Ontology annotation, biological process: reciprocal meiotic recombination. The record is from RefSeq and is a predicted model, not a curated record. The transcript has 19 exons. The coding region runs from base 362 to 2968 and encodes 868 amino acids. NCBI's taxonomy places the organism in Eukaryota, Viridiplantae, Streptophyta, Magnoliopsida, Solanales, Solanaceae.
GCAGCAACAAAAAUGAAAUAAAAAAAUGAGACAUGAAAAUAUCUCCCGGCUCACUUAUAAAUACCGCAUUUCCUUCGCGCCAUUACAUUUCGAAUGUUCAUUCCCCCAGACUCGACGUUCAACUGAGAGAGAAUUGCAGAAGACGAUCGGAGAUUCCUUUUUCCUGAAUUUUCUUCUCCUAGAGAGUCUAAUUCUCAAUACGAACGCUGAGAGCUAAGUUCACAGAGCUAAUAGCUUCGAUUUUUCGAUUUCUAGGGUUAACAUCCUUGCUUUGUGAUCGCAAGGCCACAAAAUUAGCGUCGUAGGAUUCCUACUUCGUGCAUGUAGGGGAAUUCGAUAAGUUUUUGCGUUUGAUUUGAAAAUGAGUAAGCUUUUAGGGUUAUCAGGCAUGAAAGGCCUCGAUCACUUCAAAUCGCUGUCAGGAUCUGGUGUAGGAGCUGCGAAAACGAUGUCAAUACCUACGCGCAUGUCUUCGGACAUGGUUUCUACUGGAAGUUUUGCGAAUCUGAAGCUUACAGCAGAGAAAUUGGUGAAGGAGCAAGCUUCUGCUAAAACUGAUCUGCAAUUGGCGAGCUCAAAGUUAAAGAAGUUGACUGAAGAAGUUCAGGUGCUAGAAGAAAAGUUGAAAAAUGCAUACAAUGAAAAUGCUAAGUUGAAAGUGAAGCAUAAAGAAGACGAGAAGCUAUGGAAAGGACUGGAAUCUAAAUUUUCUUCAACAAAGACCUUGUGUGAUCAGCUAACUGAAACCUUACAGCACCUAGCUGGUGUGGUUCAAGAUGCUGAGAAAGACAAGGCAUCUUUUGAAGAUAGACAAUCUGCAACUUCUGUUGUUGUUGAUAACUUGCAAGACGACUUGAAAUCCCUCUCUUUGAGGUUGGAAUCCUCCGAAGAAACUGUUAGAAAUUGUAAAAGGGAGCUGAAUGAACUUGGUAUUGAGAAGGAGAAAAUGAAGAACUGUUUCAUGGUUGAACAGAGCAAAUGUACUAGUGUAAUUGAGGAGAAAGAUGCUAUGAUCAAGGAGCUUGAAGCUACUGUAGCAGUUAAUGGACUUGCAGUGGAGAAUUUGAAGAAUAAGUUGGAAGAAUUACAUAUUGAAUCACGAUUAAAAGAAGAUAAACUGGAGGACUUGAGAACUGCCAAAAAUAAUGUGGAGAAAGAAAAGAGUGAUCUUGUAUCUAAAAAUAACGAAUUUGCUAAACAGUUAGAUACAUCACUUCAGGAGAUAAAGAACCUUAAUGAGUUUGUGAAUGAAAUGGUGGUGAAGCUUACUGAUCUGGAUAGUCAAAGUCUUGCCUUUGCGGAGAAGAUUAUUCAGCUUACUGCUUUAUUUGACUCUGGUUUUGAAAUGAUGAGAGAGAGGGGGGAACUUGCUGCUCAGCAUGCUCAACAAAAGUUUGGCAAGCUCCAGGAUCAAUAUACAAGCAUUACAUCAGAGAAAAAUGCUCUACUGUUGGCUAAUAAGGACUUGAAGGAUAAGGUCUCUGCACUUCAGAAAGAACAAGAACAUGCAAUGGUGCAGCACGCUCAAGAAUCCCUUUUAGCAGAAGAUCAAAUUAGAAAAUUAGAGUCUGAAGUAGAACUGCUUCUUGCCAAGAAGGAGGAGAUGGAACUGCUGAUUAGCAAGCUGCGGGAGAAUAUUGUCACUCUAUCAGAUAGUUCAAAACUAUCGGAGAAUGAAAUGCAAAAUUUAUCAUUGAAACUCUCUGAGAUGGAAACAGAGAACAAAGACCAUAUUGGAAAGCUUCAAUCAGACAUGCAGAAAAAGGAAGAUGAGAUUCAUGUUUUACGUAAGGAAAUUGACAAUUACACGGAAAUAGUGGAUUCACUGGAGAAGCAUGUUACAGAGAUUAACAAUAAAUUGGAGGAGAAAGAUCAGCUUGUUCAGGAACUUCAGGACAAGGAGAAACAGUUGGAAGCUGAGAGAGAAAAGAUUCAGGCAUCUUUGCUUGCUGCUGAAAGCAAGCUCACAGAAUCCAAAAAGCAGUAUGAUCAGAUGUUAGAAAGCAAACAGCUAGAACUUUCGAGGCAUUUAAAAGAAUUAUCCCAGAAAAAUGAUCAGGCCAUCAGUGACAUUCGGAGGAGGUACGACUUGGAGAAGUUGGAAAGUGUCAAUCUAGAGAAGGAGAAGGCUGAAAAAAUUGUUGGGGAGAUGGAAAAGAAUUGUGAGUUAAAGCUGUCGGAAUGCAGAGAAGAAUCUAAGCAGAACUUGAAGCGUGUACAGGAAGAACAUGCUAAUUUGGUAUGUCAGAUUCAGCAAGCACACAGCAAGAAGGAAAUGAGUCUUGUUGCCAGUCACAAUGAAGAGCUAAAAAGUUCCCACUUUCACUAUGAAAAUGAAUUGAGAGAGAAAACAAAUUCAAUGAGGAACGAACAUGAAGCUCAGUUGAGAGCUCUGAGACUUGAGCUUGAGGAUAAUAGCAGAAGACUGCAGGAGGAGUUGUAUAUGCAGAAGUCUAAAGAGGAAAAACAGAGGGCUCUUUUGCAGUUGCAGUGGAAAGUAAUGGGAGAUAAUCCAGAAGAGGAAGAAGUGACUUCAAAGAAGAACUACUGUUGCUCGGUGACAAAAAGAAACCCACCUGAUAGUGGCAAACCACCUGUGAGAGCUGAAGCUAAGGAUGUGGAUUCACAUUAUCUGGUUGGAAAUCAGAUACCUGUAUCAAAUUUGUUGAGGAAAGUUGAGCAGGUGAAUUCAGGAAGUCUGCCCCAACAUAGUAGGAAGGUGACUCAUCAUGAGUAUGAAGUUGAAACCACAAAUAGUAGAAUAAUCACGAAACGAAGAAAAACAAAAAGCACAGUCGUGUUUGAUGAUCCAUCAAAGCACAAGAAGAGAAGGACACCCAAGGUGAAGACUCCCAAAGAGAUUAUUGGGGUUGUUAUAAAAGGUCAGCCAAAACCUGCAAACAUAGGUGAUUUGUUCUCAGAAGGAUCUCUGAAUCCAUAUGCUGAUGAUCCCUAUGCAUUUGAUUAAGAGGUGAAGAAGGUACUACUCCAGAGUGUUUAUUAGAAGUGAAGCUUGACCCGUAAAUUCGUGCAUGCUGAUUCUUUGAUGGUAGGCAUAUAUUUGUUUGUUUCAUAUAUAGCAAGGAACUAUAAUUACUUUUCUCGCAAAAAGAGAGCCUAUAUCACUGCAGUUAGUAUGUGAAGAAAUUGUGGGAAAAUUAGCUUUGAUUAGAGGUCGAUAGGAGGGGAAGUGCAGCAGUGUAAAGUUCCCAGCUGCUUAGAACUACAUAUAUCUUUUUGUUAUGUGCUUUCCAAACUGUAUAAGAUCAGCUUUGGUUGUAGGUUUA